Messenger RNA from Peromyscus californicus insignis, 2100 nucleotides. RefSeq names its product nuclear speckle splicing regulatory protein 1 (gene Nsrp1). The record is from RefSeq and is a predicted model, not a curated record. Lineage: Eukaryota; Metazoa; Chordata; Mammalia; Rodentia; Cricetidae. Gene Ontology annotation, biological process: regulation of alternative mRNA splicing, via spliceosome.
CGAGAUCCCGCCGCUAGGCGAGUUCCGGCCACCGGAAGUGUGCGUGCCCGCGUCAGCGUCAACGUCACAUCCGCGUCGGCCACGUCCAGCGGAGACGGGAACAAGAUGGCGGUCCCGGGCAGGCAGUAUGGGCUUCUUUUGCCAAAGAAAACACAGCCGUUGCACCGAGUUUUGCAAAAACCGUCAGUAUUUGGGAAUGAUUCUGAUGAUGAUGAAGAGACCUCCGUGAGUGAAAGCCUUCAGAGGGAAGCUGCUAAGAAGCAGGCCAUGAAACAGACCAAACUGGAAAUUCAGAAAGCUCUUGCAGAAGAUUCCACUGUGUAUGAGUAUGACAGCAUUUAUGAUGAAAUGCAGAAAAAAAAGGAAGAAAACAAUCCCAAAUUGCUUUUGGGGAAAGAUCGAAAGCCCAAAUAUAUUCACAACUUACUAAAAGCAGUUGAGAUCAGAAAAAAGGAACAGGAAAAAAGAAUGGAAAAGAAAAUACAGAGAGAACGAGAGAUGGAAAACGGAGAAUUUGAUGAUAAAGAGGCAUUUGUGACAUCUGCUUAUAAGAAGAAACUGGAAGAGAGAGCUGAAGAGGAGGAAAGAGAGAAGAGGGCGGCUGCCCUGGAAGCACGAUUGGAUGUGACCAAGCAGAAGGACCUUAGUGGGUUUUAUAGGCAUCUGUUAAAUCAAGCCGUGGGAGAGGAAGCACUCCCUAAGUCCAGCUUCCGUGAAGCCAGGACUGAAAUAAAAGAAGAGAAGCUCAGGGGUUACUCUGAUGAAGCAAAUUCAGAGGACAGACCACAGCAGAACUGCGCUCUCCAAACUGGUGACGAGGGGAACCCGGAUGCUGACAGCGAUUUUGACAGUAAGAGCAGUGACGAUGAUGAAGGGGGGGACCAUAAAGUAAACCACAGACGGGACGGAGACACAGGAGCCUCCAGGAACCACCGCGAGCAUCCCAGGAGUCCGAGCCUCUCACGGCCGUCCAGUGAAGAGAGAGGCCGGGGUACCAAGCACCACUCCAGCCGAAGUCCCAAGUCAAGAGGACAUGAACAAAAGGGAGGUGGGCACCAGGACAGGACGGCCAGAGACCAGGAGGGCUGUGCCACGGACCACGGCCACCGGCAAGAGAAGACUUCUCACAGCCACAGAGAAGCUGACCGUAAAGAUCACUACUGGAAGAGGCGGGAGCAGGAAGAUAAACGGAGAGAAAGACAGGACAGAGGACGGAAAAGGGAGAAAUACCCCUCUAGGGAACGUGACAGAGACAGACGAGAUGACCACGACCGAUACAGUGAGAGGGGAAAGAGAGGCAGAGACAAAGACGAGCGUGUGAAAGGGAGGCAGGAAAGACAUGAAGACAACGGUAGAUACAGAGAGACGGAAAAACAAGAGAGAAGUCGAGACAGGAGGGAGAGCAGCCCGGGGUCCAGACCAGACGAUGAGUUUCUGGACCAGGAAAGAUCCAGCAAAACAAGAAACAUGGGGAAGGACAAAGGGGGGGACCAGGAGAAGCCCUCUCCUUCUGAAACGUCACUAGCAACAAAACACAGACUGACAGAAGAGAGGCAGGAGAAGGGCAGUGAGCAAGAGAGGCCCCCUGAGGCCUUGAGCAAGUUUGCAAAGCGGAGCAACGAGGAAACCGUGAUGUCGGCUAGAGACAGGUACUUGGCCAGGCAGAUGGCACGAAUUAAUGCAAAGACUUACAUCGAGAAAGAGGAUGACUGAUGACGGCCAGCAUCUGGAGUUCCUUGGCUUAAAUAAAUACAAAGAUAGUGAUGUGCUCCUGCAUUUAAUUCACCUUUUACUUAAUUAUAAAAGUAAUUUCCAGGUUUGAGACUAAGGCUCUUGCCUAACAUGCACAAGGCCCUGAAAUUGAUGUCCAAGAUUGAAAAAAGGCAGGAAUUUCAUUCAUAUUUAAUCCUUGUUUAGAAGAUGUCACUUUAUUUUGUAAGUUUGUAUUUUGCAAAUUACUAAGUUGGCCUGUAAGUAAAUCUGUCAGCAGAGAAUGAAAAGGUGUGUUAUAUACUCCAGCAUGGAGACUGAAUUCUAUUAAAACUCCAUUUCUGUGUUCAAAUAAAACUACAAUUUCUGAACUAAGUCAUUGAAACCUGA